Molecule: messenger RNA, 3208 nt
Organism: Pseudomyrmex gracilis
Lineage: Eukaryota; Metazoa; Arthropoda; Insecta; Hymenoptera; Formicidae
Gene: Pka-C3
Product: protein kinase DC2
Exons: 6
Coding region: 1099-2094 (331 amino acids)
Biological process (GO): protein phosphorylation
Molecular function (GO): protein serine/threonine kinase activity; ATP binding
Source: RefSeq, a predicted model, not a curated record
ACCAGUUUAGUUCUGGUUGGCAUUCGAGCGCAUGCUGUGCACGGUCCAAGGAUAGCACAAUAAUCUUUAAUCAGGAGUUUUGACGAGUCACCGUUUCAUCGAUCAAUCUGAUAAACAUUAAUAUAGAAAAAAAAAAAAAAAAAACGUAUUUUGCGCUUCAGUACAAACUUUUGCUGCUAAAAAUCUAAGUUUCUGGUGUUUUACGUGGUGCAGUUUGACGUUUCUCUCGGAAAAACAAUUUUAACAACUAUGGCAUUUACGCACGUGCACCGCUCAGUCGCUACACGUCAGCGUUAAUUGAUGUGUUGUCUCUAUAUCGCAAAUUAAAAAAAAAAAAAAAAUUACAAUCUGCAGUGCGAUACAAGUUGAACUUUUACAACCAAGACUAACGAGCUCGGUCAACAAAGCCGCCAGAGGAGCAAGCACGACAGGCUCGAUUCGAUAAUAUUUGUCGAUAAAGUCGAUCUAUCUAGCGUGUUGCGGCGCACGUGGAAACGCGGAAAGCAGACUUGUUUUCUGCGUUCGCGUGUUUUUUUAUUGCAACACGCACUUGAUAAAUGACACUUGUGAAAUUCACACGAAUACACACAGUUUCACCGUUUGAAACGAAGUUGGAGGGAAGGAAGUUCGUUGACAAGAUUCGUAACGAUCCGUUCUCAGGUACACUUUGCUACCUGAAAGGUAAUAUUCCCCCUCUUCUCAUUCUCCGACUGAGUCAUACACACGAAAACCACCACAUACACAAUCACCAUCAUACAUACAGACAUAUCCUAUUCUAACCUGAGGUAGACUGCGAAAAGAAGUAGUUACACGACUUUGAUCUAAGUUGUCAUAUGAGAUUUUUUCUCGCUUACACUGGUCGUUAUCAAGAACUAACGAGUCGAGAAGCUGCUUCGGAAAAUCCACGUUUGAGCAGAGGUCAAGAAGAGCAGAUAUGAGAGCGAGUCGUCGUCGGUACGCAGUCUAAGAAUAUCACGGUGUGUAGAUCGUUGAACUGUAGAGGCUUCCUUUCUUCUUUCCGCGUGUCGAGGUGCUCGCAAGAAAUAAAUCAGAAACUUUCUCUGACGACGCGUUCUACUCGGCAGUACUACGUAAACGAUGUCGGGGGACACCACGUCCGAUGACGAGGGAUCGCAGGAGGAUUCACCGCGAUACGACGUUGAUGACUUGGAAAUUAUUAAAACUAUCGGUACAGGCACAUUCGGCAGAGUAGUUCUCUGCAGACAUCACGGCACGUUCCUCGCAUUGAAAAUCCUUUCUAUGGUCGACGUAAUCAGAUUAAAGCAAGUCGAGCACUUACGAAAUGAAAUUACGAUUCUCAAAGAAGUUAAACAUCCUUUUAUCGUUAACAUGCUAUGGAGCGGCCGAGAUGAAGCCAGAGUGUACAUGCUGCUGGAGUUUGUCGCCGGUGGAGAACUCUUUUCUUACCUGAGAUCGGCCGGAAGAUUUGCCGGACCGACAAGCUGCUUUUACGCCGCCGAAAUAGUCUGUGCACUUGAUUACUUGCAUAGCAAACAUAUAGUUUACAGGGAUCUCAAGCCAGAGAAUCUUCUCCUGGACAGUCAAGGCCAUCUGAAAAUCACCGACUUCGGCUUUUCUAAGAAACUCACAGACAGAACAUGGACGUUGUGUGGCACGCCAGAAUACUUGGCGCCAGAAAUAAUUCAAAGCAAAGGACACAACAAAGCCGUGGACUGGUGGGCGUUGGGUGUCCUGAUCUAUGAGAUGCUGGCGGGAUAUCCGCCGUUCUUCGACGACAAUCCCUUCGGUAUCUACGAGAAGAUCCUGAGCGGCAGAAUAGAAUGGCCGAAGCACAUGGAUCCUAUCGCGAAGGACCUGAUUAAGAAAUUACUGGUAGCCGAUAGAACGAAGAGACUGGGGAACAUGAGGCAGGGCGCCGAAGAUGUCAAAAGGCACCGAUGGUUCAAACUGGUCGAGUGGCCUCUGGUACCGCAAAAAGCCUUGACACCACCGAUAAGGCCACGUGUGAAAACGCCGGGUGACGCCAGCUGCUUCGACGACUAUCCCGAGACCGACUGGCGUUCACAACCACCUUUGCCGCCGGAUCAAUUAGCUUUGUUCCAAGAUUUUUGACAGCUAAUGUCGCGAGUUUACCGAGGAAACUUUUAUACAUGAAAGAACUUUGCUCUUUGUGACGCAGAAACGUACGUGAUCGCGUAAUUUGACAAUACGUCGUGUGUUUAAUUUUCCAUCGUUACGUAUAUCUGUACAUAUAGGUAACUUUUUAUAUGUAUUUUACUGCGAAUACUAUUUAUUUGUACGUGCAGUCUAGGCUAGGCGUUCUUUUUCAUUUUUGUUUUUGUGAACUUCUGUAAAUAAAAAAAAAAACACAAGAAUUGAAAGAAGAAAUUUUAUUAAUUCAAAUAACUUUUAUUAAUUGUUGUUUAUAUUAAAAAAUUGGAAAGUUAGAUCUUUUAUCGAUAGAUAUAUUGUUGCGAUGCGAUUCAAAUCGUAUCGUUAUUAGCAAAAUAUCGAUUCUUAUGUUCAUCCGGCAAUCGUCGUGGCAAGUAGAUUUUGUUUAACGCACACUGCGUUAUUAUCUGAUAAACAGAAUAUUACAAGUGAUUUACCGUCAUCUAUUUCAUUUAUUUUGCAAAACGUGGUAAAUAAUUUAAAGUGAGCCUUGGCACGCGACAUUUGCAUGUCUGAUCUUUACCGCGCGAUAAAAAUCAACAUGAUUCUGUCCAAACCACAGUAUAAAGCAAUUCUACGUAGAAGUAACAUUGUUGGUACGUCAAACAAUAGUUUUACGUGAAGUACUUUGCGAAAAUAGCGAAAAGAAAUUGACAAAGCGCACUUUCCGAGAGCUCUCCGAAUUGUUUGCAUCAUGAUGCCAAAUAUUUUGCAGAAGAAACAAACAGUGAAGAGAAUCGUAGUGAACCGCGUAGAAAUCCCAAAGAAGAUAAGCAAGGAAAAGUUAUUCAACCGCGAUAAAUCACGUGAUGUGCGAUCAGAAAGUAGAAUAAUAAAAAUUGUUCGUAAGCUUGUGCAAGAAUAUCUACAAGAUACUUCGAUACAUGGUUUGAAAUAUCUCGGCAAAAUACGAAUAAAAUCUACUAUUAUCGGCAAACUCUUCUGGGGAUUAAUUAUGAUCUGCAGUUUUGUGUGUGGGUAAAACACAUAUAUGUCUAUUUAAACUUUCGUAUAAAUAUAAUAUCAUUAUACAAUAUUUUUAUAUAUUUAUAUA